AUGACCAUGUCUUUAGGCCUCGAGCGCGUUGACGAGCUCCUCGACAAAGCACAACGUCUCGUCAAAUCCCUCGCUUCGUUACGGCCGACUCUCGAAACACCAAAUGGCCUGAUACGGAAUGAGUUGGCCAUCACCCUCCACGAUUUGACCGUGGUCGCGCGCGACACACUACACUUGACCUCGGAUCUUUCGUCUAUGACCAACAGCAUCGUGACUUCAAGGCCGAGCAGUUCCGACCAUUCACACGAUCUAUCUCCGACCCCUCCCACCUCCAUUAGUAGCGUAUCGUCCACAUUGUCGAAAGAGAUUGACACCCCCUUACAAACAGGUGCCAUUGGCGACGUGCCAACCCCGCCACAAGCAGAUCUCGCCUACGUCGCAAACAUCAAUGCCGUGCCUGCGCUGGUUAGCGCAUUGGGGCCAAGGAAGAGGUUGCCUUCCUCGGCGGGAAUAAGCGAUGGCAAUGUUGAAUAUGAACCUGGCGCCAACAAGCGACACUGCCAAGGUGACGAGCAACUGUCCGAAGACGAGCAUCUCUCUCGCAACACAGCAUCUUCGAAUUACAUGCCAAUGGACGUGAGAAAGCUCAUCUACAAGAUCAAAAACCGCGAUAAACUGUCUCGAAUCCCCACCUUCUCAAUCGCCGACCCCCCAACUACCGCCAUGCUCCGUCGAGUAGCUGCUGUCCAAGGCGGUCCAGCCAUACGGCAGUUUUGCGCUCUCAUCCACACGAGACGAUCUCGCGAGACCGAAAUGGGACUUUUGCGAGUUCACACAUCUGGUCUUGAGCGAGCCUUGGAGUUAACAAGGACGCUUCGAGUCUUGACGGGGCGGACAGCCGCCAGCACCUUCAUCACACGACUCGUACAGUUCCACAUUGCGGAGGCUGUUGAUGGGACUAAGGCUGGACGACUACGAGCCGACGGUGAUCAAAUCAAACAAGCCAUGAACAAGUUUGGGUGGGGAGAAGCAGAACGGCCAAGAUUCUUCCAGUACCUCAGGCAAGGGCGCUCUUGGCGUUCGAUCUGUGGGCAGUAUGUCGGACUUUUGAGCUUGAUACCGCUCAAAGCCGAACAGCCGUAUGGCGUCUCAGCAAAAGACUUCCUCAACAUGAAGGGGAGCGAGUUGGACAUGUUUCUACACAUGAUUAGCAAUCCGUUCGUGGGUCGCCUCACAGAAGCAGCCGCGGCGUUUCAGGACAUGGUAAUGGGUACUAGAGAGGACGCAGAGUUCGUAUGGGAGAAGAACCAGCCCGAGUUGCACAAAUGGCAUGGGCAUCUACCCGAGACGGAUGUACUCUCUCUCGUACAACCUCAACCCAGCUGUGAGGAGUGUCUUUUUGAUGGGGGGGACUUUGUCGACGCCCCCAACCCCCCAGGCUGGCCUGAAGACUGGUCCUGGCCCGCUCACCCGCUUCUUAUUCCAUCUUCUCACAAGCAAUGCGAUUUUUGUGACGGCGAUGGCAAUUGCUCCUGUCGUCAGACAAGAGUGGGUGCCGCUUGCAGACCCCAGGUCAAGUCGUUCGGAAAACAAGGAAUAGGCCUGCAAGCCAUCGCCCUGCAUGAAGGCGACCUAGCCUGCCGCAAAGGGGAUGUCCUCGGGCAACUAACUGGUCGCCUGGUCCCAGCUGAUACACACCCGCACAAUUCACUCUGGAUUGUGGAGAUGCGACGUUUUGACAUUCGCGGUGAUCCCAUUGUUUGUCAGAUUGACGUUGGAGGGGUGGCCAGUACUUUCCGGAACUUGAACCACUCAUGCCGUUCCUCGGCAAGAAUGAUACCUCGCCGAGCGUCUGGAAGAUGGAUUAUGGCUGUCGAGGCUACAAGGGACAUACGACAUGGGGAGCAGAUUACCAUCAAUUUUGGCAAGGCCUUUUUGCGCAAUCAAGGGCUACGAUGUGAAUGCGAGGGAUGCCAAGUUCCUUCUUAA
This is a messenger RNA of Fusarium keratoplasticum, 1929 nucleotides long. RefSeq names its product SET domain-containing protein. The record is from RefSeq and is a predicted model, not a curated record. The coding region runs from base 1 to 1929 and encodes 642 amino acids. Gene Ontology annotation, molecular function: protein binding. Lineage: Eukaryota; Fungi; Ascomycota; Sordariomycetes; Hypocreales; Nectriaceae. The transcript has a single exon.